AUGACCACAAAAAUACAAGCCAUAUCUUUUCUUGUUUCGGUCCUAGUCCUAGCCCUGAUUGGGGUCUCUCAUGCCGGUGGGAUCGCAAUUUAUUGGGGUCAAAGCAGCUCCGAGACAACCUUAAACGAAACUUGUAACUCUGGACUAUACAAAUUCGUAAACGUUGCCUUCCUCAACAAAUUCGGCAGCGGCCGAACCCCAUUGCUCAACCUUGCAGGCCACUGCAACCCAUCAAAUGGUGGUUGCAGGGUUGCAAGUUCAGCCAUAAGAAACUGCCAAGAGAAAGGCAUCAAGGUGAUGCUCUCCAUCGGUGGUGGCAUUGGUCAGUACUCUCUGGCUUCUAAAGACGAUGCCAAGAAGGUAGCCGCUUAUUUAUACAACAACUUUUUGGGUGGAACAUCAGCUUCCCGGCCAUUAGGAAGUGCCGUGUUGGAUGGAAUCGACUUUGACAUAGAGCUUGGCUCCACUAAAUAUUGGGACGAUCUUGCACGCUACUUGGCCGCAUAUAGCAAGCCGGGAAAAAAAGUAUACCUAUCGGCCGCUCCUCAGUGUCCGAUCCCUGACAAAUUCUUAGGGACUGCCCUUAGUACUGGGCUUUUUGAUUAUGUUUGGGUUCAGUUUUAUAACAAUCCCCCAUGCCAAUACAGUCCUGGAAACACAAGCAAGAUUUUAGCUUCAUGGAAACGGUGGGCUGACAUAAAGGCAAUAAAAAAGUUGUUUUUAGGGUUACCGGCAGCCAAGGCGGCAGCUGGAAGUGGGUACAUUCCACCUGCCGUGCUAAUCUCUCAAAUCCUUCCAGAGAUCAAGAAAUCACCGAAGUAUGGAGGUGUUAUGCUGUGGAACAGGUACUAUGACAGGGUCAAUGGCUAUAGUGCUGCCGUUAAGACAAAGGCGUAAAC
This is a messenger RNA of Durio zibethinus, 899 nucleotides long. Its product is annotated as hevamine-A-like. NCBI's taxonomy places the organism in Eukaryota, Viridiplantae, Streptophyta, Magnoliopsida, Malvales, Malvaceae. Gene Ontology annotation, molecular function: chitinase activity. The record is from RefSeq and is a predicted model, not a curated record. Gene Ontology annotation, cellular component: extracellular region. Gene Ontology annotation, biological process: carbohydrate metabolic process.